Molecule: messenger RNA, 4530 nt
Organism: Cercospora beticola
Lineage: Eukaryota; Fungi; Ascomycota; Dothideomycetes; Mycosphaerellales; Mycosphaerellaceae
Product: TBC domain-containing protein
Source: RefSeq, a predicted model, not a curated record
CCACCCUCCUCUGCUUCGUGCUCUGUGUUUCGCCAACGCGUGUGCGUGUAGACGGUCUCCAUUCAUUCGGCCGCUGCACCAACCCACUCAUUCCACCUUUCCUUCGUUCUUUGUUCGUGCACAGCCGGCGGCAUUGAAGCAGACGGCGGGGAGGGCCAUUGAUAUUGCAUUAUCGACAUACGCCUGCUAAUCACAUAGCGCGAACCACAUCCUUGCACGCGGCACGGGGCUCUGCUGGUCCAGAGCUCACACCCAUACACAGAGGAGAUCGGAGGAGGAUAGCGGAAAAGAGAACAGCCAGCGAACUCAACACGCCCUCCAUCAGCGAGGAGGAGGAUGGAGAGCGCAACGGGGCCAGCGGAAAAGGUGCCCGCCGUGCCCACCACCGCCGCCGGAGAUGAGCAGGAGGCUGCGCUUGCAACGGCUGGACCAACACUUGCAGCAACAAUAGCACCUCCCAAGCAGGAUGUGCAGGACAAUCAGGAGCAGCAGGAGGGGAGGGAUUCGGACGAGGGAGAGAGUGACAUCGACGAGCACAGCCGGCCAGGCAGCCCGCACAGCAUCACCGUGUCGAUAGCCAGCAGCAUUGACAGCGACAGCGUGUCCACGCCAACCCAGGAGCUCGCCAAACCCGUCUUCAUCGAGACCGUCACGCUGCACCACGAGCCCCUGGACGAUCGUGCUUUGUCAACUUCUCCUCAGCCCGAGACGCCCACGGGCCCGCGAACGCCGACGACGCCCCAUGAUCCGACGCGCGACUCCAUGGCUAGCUUCGCCCUGUCUGACACCAGCAUGGACUGGAACAACCUGAGCACCGACACCAUCGACGACGUGCUGGCCACGCCAAGAGUCAAUGGCUCUCGCCGACACCUGCGCAAAGUUAGCAGCCUCGACAUCCUGCAGAACAAGUUUGCCGACCUAGACAGGCCCAGCACGCUCUUUGACACCGACAAGGACGACGACUCUGCCGCCGCUCCGCCCAUGUCUGCCAUCGAGCUCGGCCAGACAGACAAAGACCUGCAGGGCUGGCAGCAGAGGGAGCACCAGCAGGAGCAACCCGUGGCACGUCGAGCGAGCAAUGCCACCAUUGACACCAUCGACAUGCUGGACCAGCCCUCCCUCACCCCGGUGACGCCGAUGAGCAGGACCAGCAGCAUUGGCACGCGCGACUCUGACAGCUCAGGGAGUGUGCAGGUGGAUUGGCAAAAACUUGACAAGAAUGAAGAGCAGGAGAAAGAGGACAAAGCGACACAGGAGGGUGCCGAGGACGAUGCAACCGCAUUCCUGCUGGCGCGACUCGAGCAGGAGAACGCAAAGUUCGCAGCAGACCCCAAGGCUUCCGCGAGCAAGCCUAUACGCCGGAAGACGCGAGCCUACAGUCGCCCUCCAAGCAUGGCGCAGCUGAAGAAGCUCGUGUCUGCGAGCGAUGCACCUUCAAUCCGAUAUAGCCUCGCGUCCGAUACUGGGUUUCCGCCUUCGCCUCAAGAAACACCACCCAUGACGGAGCUGGAGUUCUGGGUCGCACUCGUGCAGGACUACCCGAGCACUGCUGCCCGCCUGCCCACAUUAACCACAUCGAAGAUCAGAUCGGGCGUACCACCACCGUUGCGAGGCGUGGUAUGGUCGUCCAUGGCAGGCGCCAGAGACCGUGACCUGGAAGACGCCUACGAGCGGCUUUUGCACGAGAAGAGCUCCUACGAAGGCAUCAUCAAUAAAGACGUGGGCCGCAGCUUUCCCGGAGUCGAACUAUUCCGCGACGCAGAUGGCGAAGGCCAGAAGAUGCUAGGGCGAGUGUUGAAGUGCUUCUCGCUUCACGACAAGGACAUUGGCUAUUGCCAGGGCCUAGGCUUUCUGGUAGGACCGCUGCUCAUGAAUAUGGGCGAGCGGGAUGCAUUCUGUGUGCUUGUUCGACUCAUGGACCACUUCUCACUGCGUGCCUCGUUCCUGCCCUCUCUUUCGGGCUUGCAUAUGCGCAUUUACCAGUUCUCCGCUCUUCUGAAACAGCAUCACCCCAAACUCCAAGAACACCUGGCCAAGCAUGGCAUCGAGCCAGCGUACUUGUCCCAAUGGUUCUUGUCAUGCUUUGCCGUGUCCUGUCCGCUGAGCAUGCUUUUCCGCAUUUACGACGUCAUUUUCGCCGAGGGCGCCAACGAGACCGUUAUGAGAGUGGCGCUUGCUCUGAUGAGGCGACACGAGGAGCGAAUGCUUGCCACGGAGGAAUUCGAGGAAGUCAUGAGCCUCUUGCUGGGACGUGAGAUGUGGGACUGCUAUGGCGGUGACGCGGACGAGCUGGUAGACGACUUCACCUCUCUCGGAGACAUCGUUACCCACGCGCGGCUGGCGGAGUUGGAGAAAGAGUUUGAGAAGCAGUCCGCCGAAGCUGUCGGCCAGAGUGCUGGCUUCUUGCCCACUGUGCAGGCUGCAGCAUCUGGUUUCUUGGGACGACUCUGGGCUCCUGGACACGCUUCCACUCCCAGCAAGCCCGUCACAAAUCACACGCACAAUGCAAGCACCACCACGUUGUCACCUGAGACGGCCGACAGGGCUCAGGCACGGCCUGGCUUCUUCGGCAGACCUGGAUCGUUCCUGAGGCGCACUCCGAGCAAACAAGACCUGACAGACGCACAUGAUAGCUCCAGCAGCGGCGACAGUGCGUCUACUAAUGGCUCAAGCGCGGUCAGUCUGGCGUCUACCAUCAUCACAGAGCCAGAUCCUCGUAACGACGUUCGGGAAAGCGUAGCUGACAACAUGAGCACGAAAUCGAAAGCAGAUUCGCUGUAUCCACAGACCUCAUCUAUGUUGGUCUCACAGCAGCGUGACUUGCAGGCCCAGAUCGAGGAUCUCCUUUUGGCCAUGGGCGAGAUGCAACGCGAACAAGCACAGCUCGCGGCUAUGCUGCAGAAGGAGCGGGAGGAUCGGAGUGAGGAUCACAGAAUAAUGAGGCAGAUGGUCACCAAACUUCGCAAGGACAAGGAAGAUCGGAGAAGAACAAUGCCGCCUCCACCCAAGAAGCUAUCUCCACUGGAAGUGCCACUACCUAACAGUCGGCCGCUGAGCGUCGGAGACUGGACCGAAGUGCAAAUAGAAGGUGUCGACAGCGCAACACCAGAAAAAGACGAGAUGGAGGAUCUUGUUCAACAAGCACAAGAGCGACUGCAGACCAAUGUCCGGUUUUCUGUGGGCCUAGAAACCAAAGCCCACCUGCGAAGCACGCUUGCCCGGACUCGCGAGCAAUUAGCCGCAGCUGAAGCGCAAGCACAAGAUCUUGCCUUGCGGCUCGAAGCAUCGCAGACUGCGAUUUCCGCCGUACAGGACGAGAGCGACGAUUUGCGAGCGGAGGUGAAGGAGUUGAGGAUCAGGGUGGCUGAUGAGUUCAAGUCGCGGCAGAAACUCGAACACAAAAUCAGCGAGCUCAGCGCUCAAGCGCGAUCCAUCGAACGUAAAGAACGAAUGGUGAGGGCAGAGAGCUUGCAGCAAGUACCGACGCUGGGCAAUUCUUCCGACGUUCGCAGCAGGACUGCCAGCUCCCACAGCGUGCCCGGUGGACUGCGGGAGCUGAAGCUCGGCCGACGCGAAUCCAGCUCAUCUGUGCAGAGCGUGCGACAUUCAAUCCUGCGCAACACGUCGCCAAUCGCAACAGACCUCGCUGCUCCGACUUUGCGAACGGAGUUCGCAUCUCCAGAAGGCUCAACCGGUGUUUCGCCUUCGGACCUGAUCUCUCCUGCUACAGAUGCAUCUGCUGGCGAACAGCUGAGUGCACCGACCGCCCGACGAGGCUUCUCGAAACGAACAUCGUCACUUGCUACGCAAGACAUCUUUGCAACGAAGCAACACGAGGCUGUGCCGGAAGAAGCGCUGCUGGUCGAGCUGGUGAAUGCGAAAACUGCUGAGGCACAGGCAUUACAAGAGCUCGACGAAGUCAAGAAAGCACUCUCUGUCUCGAAGCGAAAGCAAGAAGAGAUGAUGGCCCGUAUGCAAGCGGAAAUUGAUGCCGUAAAGGCGGAAGCCAAACUCGCAGCCGACAAAGCUGAUGCAGCUAGCAAAGCUGGCGAGCAGGAUGCCACAGGCACAUCUACGCUCGCUGCCGCCACGCAGAUAUUCUCGUUGCCAACGACGCCUUUUAGCAACCCUCUAGCGAGCGUGGCGUCGUCCGGAAAGAACACGCCCGCGAGCACAACACCGUCUGACGAGAAGUCCGACGAACUUCACGUAGCCAAGAAGCCCGACGCCCCUACACCUGGCGGCUGGUUCUGGCAGCGGCGAACAGCAUCUAAGAGCUCCAACGUGAGCCCGGCUGCGGAAGAGCCGAAGUGAUUCGUUUCUCGAAGGCAAAACAUGCCUGACAAACCUUUCUACUUUCAGCUUCGAAGAAAUGUAAUGUCUUGAUGUGGAAAAUUUUUGGGCUUUUUUGGGCGUGCCAUGAACGAUGGCUUUUGUGCAUAGUAGGCGAGGAGGCAGUCGCUGAACCAAGUUCAGUCUGAACUAUUAGUGUGUAGCAUAGUGUAUGAACCAACAAGACGUGUUGUAUCG